AUUAUUAAUUCAAGAAAUUUUGAGUUAAUGCUCCAGGCCGGAAACCUUGGACCUCCAUCACCCCUAAGCAGUGCAGAGCGCGCGCGCUGGACGAUUUUUCGGCCGCGCACGACGCGUCGCGCUUGGAGAUGGGUGCUGACGCGCAGAUGCGCUGCUCAGAGUACGCGCGGGAGAUGAUCCUGACCGAAAACGCUGCUCUUAGGAGGACAAGGGCAACUUCCAUUUAAUUUCUGUGGCUAGCUAGGGGAAUCUAAGAAACUCAGCGCCAGCAACACCUCAUAUGUUACGACGCUUGGGCUUCGAUCACUACUUCUUACCGCUGCUUCUGUGCACAGGACACUCUGACUUGUUCUCGCAGUGAUGACCGCAGCGUUUAUAUUUGCAGGUCUGUUGGCCUUUCGUGGUGAUGUUCGCGGUGCAGUUCUUCUGACUGUUUGCCAUGUACUUACCACACUUCAACCCGGAAGGAUCAUCCUUGUGUUUCUCACUCGGAGGCUUCUUAGCGCGCGGUCGAACCUGACGGUUACUCUCAUUCGCGCCAGCGCUGAAGGAUGUUAAGUCCGUGUCCAUGAGCGAGGGACUUCCUGACGCGCGAGAGACUUUGAGGCGGAUGUAAUCGGCCAGCUCCAGGUUUCCCUUUGUCUCGCUUCGCAUGUUCUUGAACACAGACUCGACGUGAGAGGACGUGCUCUCGGCGCUGUAAAAGAGCCCGCGAACGAGUGGGCCCGUGGUCGUGAAGAGACGCGCGGCGUACGAGACCAUGGACCAAACUGGAUAGAUCGAUUCGUUCUUCCUCUUGCUGGUGCCUCCGCGUUUAGUCUCGAUGAAGAAAGGGCUCACGACGUAGGAUGAACCAGAGACAAUCUCGAGGUUGUACUCGUUGGCCGGAGUCAUCGUUACGAUGUCCCCUUCGGUAUCCUCCAACACUUCGACGCCAUCAAAUUCAGUUGGCGCGAGCAUAUGCCUGGCGAGCUGAUUUUCGUCUGUGAGCCUGGCAGUGGCCAUCUCUUCUCCUUCUUCGGCCAGAAACUCCAUGGCCAUCUUAUCCUCGUGCUUGGCAUCAUCCGUCUCGUCGUCGUCGUCGAGAUCGAGGCAGAAAUCGUAGUCCGUGGCGGCCUCGAUUUCCGAAGACCUUUCCUGAUCGCUUGUCGCACGCGGAGUUUCACGUUGCGAUUCUGCCUGCUGCACUGGGACUGGCGCCUGCACGACGUCCCUUGCGAGCGUCGUGUCAUUGAGGAGCUUUUCGCCUUUGACGAUGCGCGUAGCGCUCCGGACUCUCGCGUGGCAGACGCGACGCGCUCCCUACGGAAAUAGAAGAAGUCGUUCACCAAGCUCCUCCUGCUGCCUCUGCUGGCUUUUCUACUGGAGCACCUGACGGAAUGACUGCAGUCGAAUACGCCCAGCAGCUUUCGCUUCUUGAAGGUGGUUCAUCAUUGAAACGCCAACGAGAGGACACGUCUGCGCCCUCCCCCGCCGUCGUAAGUGGCUGCGGUCGGACUUUGAACUUUGGUUCAGCCACGCGUCCUGCUACUCCCGCGGCUCCUCGCGUCGUCCAAACGACGCUCAACCAACAGUCGGGGCCGACGGAGUCCAUCAUUCGUCAGGGUACCGAUCUCACUACGGAACUCGUCGAUGACACUCUUGGAGACAACGAUAGGUUGGCCACGAUGUUCGACAUGGAACCUGUCCUUCACAAGUACACGGACGCGGACGCGGACGUUGGCGAACGUAUCAAGAAUGCACCAGAGUUGUACAUUCUGAGAGGUCUUCUCGAAAGAGUUGGGUGUCUCCUCUACGAUAAAGGCAUAUUCCCGGAAACCGUGAAGUCACAGGGGAAACGAAAGGGUUUCAGACUGUAUACUCGUAACGGGGACUUUGCCAACUUCGUCCGCGUUGUCUACAUCAAACUCGUGGAAUUCAUCAUCCCGAAAGAUAUCAAGAUCGAGGAGGAGGGGGAGAACUACAAGACUGCCAUCCGUACUAUGAACAGCGAAAUCUUUGCUGAUCUCCGUCCGUGCAUUAACACGUACAUCACGCAGGGGUACAUUCGACGCGGAAUCAUCGAAGAUGGCGUCGUCUUCUACUAGAUUCUUUCUGCGCGAAGUAGAAGCUGUGACGAUUUCCGCGAGGUGGUAAUGUGGAGGGUUUCGGGGAGAAGAGGGGGCGAGCACGACGAAGGUGACGACGAGAGGUGAGAGAGUAACGACGCGGCGAAUGACGGACGAUGUGAACGAUUUGAAUAACGACACGAGCGGACGACUUAAACGGACGAUGACGCGAGCGCUCAACUUUCCAACGCUGCCGUCGCGGCGGCGUCGCGGCAGUCGCCCGCCGGCCGUUCCACAGCCACGCGCUCGCGAACGCCCACAUCUCCAACCCGCCGGCAACGCGACGCAACACACCCCAUCCCUCCCACGCGCGCGAUGAGCGAUGAUCUCGUGCGGCGGCGGGGGACGUCAGGGAGGACGCGAACGGUGAGCUCACCGCGCGCCUGCGGCUCAACGUUGACGCCGGCGCCGGCGUCAGCGGUGACGCGGACGCGGCGGCGUCUGCCUGCGUCUCCUUCCGCGGUCGCGCGAACACAACCGCUCCCAAUCGCGCGGCGGGGGCGAUCGAGGCGUACCCGCGAGCGACACGACCGCGGGGGACGCGGCUCUCGCCGCAGCUGCUCUGCGCGUCUGCGUCUGCGAACCGUGAACGUCCCGCCCGUGUCGCCAUGCUCCGAGCGGCGCCUGCGCGGUAGCGGCGGGUUCUCCGCCGGCGUCGUGGAUCCUUAUCGCGCCAUCGCGGAGGUACCAUCCGCGAGCACGCACUGGCGCGGUUGUCAUCGCAGCGAUCGAGAUGGUACGAACGGUGUGCGUCGUCGUAGCAUCGCGGGCGACCGAGGGGAACGUCGCGUCGCUGGGCAUUCCGUGAUUACUUACGAGUGCCUCUCGACGACGCCGACGCCAUCGGGCAGCGCGAUCAUAUCGCGUCCCCUCCCAGCCGUCUUGGACGACGAGGACGCGGGAAACGUCGCCGUCGCGCGAAUGGAAGCCUCUCACGGUCUCGAGAGCGCGUUUCGUCGACUCUCAGCUCACGGCGCCGAUCUGCGCGCGAAAGCUACGUUGCUGCGUGCACGGCGUCGCCGUCGCGACCUCAGCACGGCGCGACAUGUCCCCUCUCAGCGCAGUGGCGGGCGGCCGCCUCCGCCGCCGCCGCCGCCGCCGCCGAUCGCGAGCAGCUGCGAAGCACUUCGUCAGCUUAGAACUCACGACGUGCCUACAACACGUCCGCGCGGAGAUGCGCGCGGGGCGCGCAUCCACGCGAGAAUGACGUCGCCGGCUACGUCGUUCGACUCGCUGGUCCGCCUCGCGUCGCCGCGGCAUGCGGCCGCCACCGCCGCCCGCCGCCGCCGCCGCCGCCGCGGCCGCGAGUGGCGUCGGUGGCCGAAGAACUUUCACGUGUCGUGUUCGUGA
Molecule: messenger RNA, 3458 nt
Organism: Micromonas pusilla CCMP1545
Lineage: Eukaryota; Viridiplantae; Chlorophyta; Mamiellophyceae; Mamiellales; Mamiellaceae
Exons: 1
Coding region: 2424-3458 (344 amino acids)
Source: RefSeq, a predicted model, not a curated record